AGCAUCGGUAAGAUGAUAUGUCCUGUCACCUCCUCGCUCCUCCCUCUUUCUGUUACUUUCCCCCAGCUCUGUUUUCCAGCCAAACCUGAUGGUGUGGCUAAAGUUAGCCCCCCAUGGGCUAGUAUAUAAGGCCCCAAGGGGCCAAUACUUACAUGUCAGUCACAUCGGCUUGGCGUAGGCUUCUCUUCUUGACCAACAACAACCCCACAAACUUGAGAGAUGGCACCCAAGAAGGCCAAGAGGAGGCAGCAGCAGGGUGAGGGUGGAUCCUCCAAUGUGUUCUCCAUGUUUGAGCAGAGCCAGAUUCAGGAGUACAAGGAGGCUUUCACAAUCAUCGACCAGAACAGAGAUGGCAUCAUCAGCAAGGAUGACCUCAGGGACGUGCUGGCCACCAUGGGCCAACUGAAUGUGAAGAAUGAGGAGCUUGAGGCCAUGGUGAAGGAGGCCAGCGGCCCCAUCAACUUCACUGUCUUCCUGACCAUGUUCGGCGAGAAGCUGAAGGGUGCUGACCCCGAGGACGUUAUUGUUAGCGCUUUCAAGGUCCUGGACCCCGAGGGUACCGGCUCCAUCAAGAAGGAAUUCCUUGAGGAGCUCCUGACCACCCAGUGCGACAGGUUCACCGCUGAGGAGAUGACCAACCUGUGGGCUGCCUUCCCCCCUGAUGUGGCUGGCAAUGUGGACUACAAGAACAUCUGCUACGUCAUCACACACGGAGAGGACAAGGAGGAGUAAAUCCCCCUCUCUCAAGACCUCUACCUCCAACAGAAGCUGUACUCACCCCACCAUUUACUCCGUCCUUCUUCUCCAACGCCGUAGCUUCCUUGCACACUCUCACACCCUGGCCCACUCUUUCCGCUUGCCAGCUCACUACAAAAAGACUAGUCUCCUUUCUCGAGAUACUCAGUGAGAGGACUGAAGGCUGUGGAUGUGUUUGUGUGUGAGUACCAACGGGGGAACAUGGGAUUAUUUUCAAUAAAAAUAAUCUUGUGACACUGAAACACUCUCUCUAUCUCUGUCCCUGGCUCUUGUUGCUCCUCCUUUUCACCCUUCCAUCACUCAUUCUGUCUUGAUGUGUUGGGGCCGACAGUGCAUGUAUCAUACCUACGGAUAUUGUGUAUGCAUAUGCAGUCCAGUGUACACAGUGGUCAGUCUCUUGGGUGCUGUGGUGCAUGCACAGUCACUUGCUUGAAACAAGUAAGUAGCCUGACUAAGACGGUCUGUUAGUUUCAACCUGAAACAGAGUGUUUUAUGGAUUUGUCCAAUGCUUUGUAUUGGAGAGGAGUGCAUAGUAAAAGAGUGGGGGUACUGUACUAUAAUAGUUUCCUACCCUCCUCUUUUAUUGCCUCUCAUAAAAAAGUAUGAAAGGAAAAGUUGUAGCAGAAAGAGGAACGCAUGGUUUUUUAAUCUUGUGACAAGCGAAAGAGAUGGUGAAAGAAGGCGAGGGGGAGGCAGGAAAGGCAUAAGCAAAAGUAAAACAUCUUUGUUUUCGACUCUCCUUCCUCCUGCUCACCACUGUUUCUCUCCUGUUGUUGUGACUCUGUCUAUGUCUCCGCUGUAACAAAUAAAGAAGUACAAAUAAAAUCCACUAUCUUUCGUA
Messenger RNA from Sphaeramia orbicularis (orbiculate cardinalfish), 1597 nucleotides. It is a transcript of the gene mylpfb, whose product is annotated as myosin light chain, phosphorylatable, fast skeletal muscle b. The transcript has 6 exons. The record is from RefSeq and is a predicted model, not a curated record. Lineage: Eukaryota; Metazoa; Chordata; Actinopteri; Kurtiformes; Apogonidae. Gene Ontology annotation, molecular function: calcium ion binding. The coding region runs from base 220 to 732 and encodes 170 amino acids.